Sciurus carolinensis (gray squirrel) is the source of this 3653-nucleotide messenger RNA. RefSeq names its product syntaxin 11 (gene Stx11). Gene Ontology annotation, biological process: exocytosis; intracellular protein transport; synaptic vesicle fusion to presynaptic active zone membrane. The record is from RefSeq and is a predicted model, not a curated record. NCBI's taxonomy places the organism in Eukaryota, Metazoa, Chordata, Mammalia, Rodentia, Sciuridae. The transcript is spliced from 2 exons. Gene Ontology annotation, cellular component: SNARE complex; endomembrane system; plasma membrane. Bases 365 to 1228 code for a protein of 287 amino acids. Gene Ontology annotation, molecular function: SNARE binding; SNAP receptor activity.
CCGCCGCAGCAUCUGGGGCGCAUGGGGGUGGCCGCCGCGUCCGGGGUUCCGGGCAGUCAGGAGCGCGCGGACUGCUGUCGGGGCGGGAGCCGGCGAGCCGAGGGCGGCUGGCGGCCGCGCCCUAGCGCUGCCGCCCCGGGGCGGGGCCUGUCCCCAGCUGUGGAGGCUUCCCAAGCGGCCGGGGCUGGGCCGGCGGCACCCAGAUGCGGCCGCGGCGGCGCUGAGUUCGGCCGGCGCGGAAGGAUCGCGGCCGCGGCGGCGGGAGGCGCGCAGCAGGUUCUCCGGAGCCGCGGUGCCCACCGCGGGACGUGCGCCCGCGCAGGACGGCCUCGUCGGCGCCACGCUCGCCCCGAGUCCUGGCAAAAUGAAGGACCGACUAGCAGAACUUCUGGAGCUGUCCAAGAAUUAUGACCAGCAGUUCCCAGACGGGGACGAUGAGUUUGACUCGCUCCAUAAAGACAUCGUGUUUGAGACCGAUCACAUCCUGGAGUCCUUGUACAGAGACAUCCAGGACAUUCAGGAUGAAAACCAGCUACUGAUGGCCGACGUGAAGCGACUGGGAAAGCAGAAUGUCCGCUUCCUCACGUCCAUGCGGCGCCUCAGCAGCAUCAAGCGCGACACCAACUCCAUCGCCAAGGCCAUCAAGACUCGGGGCGAGAGCAUCCAUCGCAAGCUGCGCGCCAUGAAGGAGCUUAGCCAGGCGGCUGAGGCCCAGCACGGCGUGCACUCGGCGGUGGCGCGCAUCUCGCGGGCGCAGUACAGCGCCCUCACCCGCACCUUCCAGCAGGCCAUGCACGAGUACAACCAGGCCGAGAUGAAGCAGCGCGACAACUGCAAGAUCCGCAUCCAGCGGCAGCUGGAGAUCAUGGGCAAGGACGUCUCGGGCGAGCAGAUCGAGGACAUGUUCGAGCAGGGCAAGUGGGACGUGUUCUCCGAGAACCUGCUGGCCGACGUGAAGGGCGCGCGGGCGGCGCUCAACGAGAUCGAAAGCCGCCACCGCGAGCUGCUGCGACUGGAGAACCGCAUCCGAGACGUGCAUGAACUCUUCUUGCAGAUGGCAGUGUUGGUGGAGCAGCAGGCGGACACGCUGAACGUCAUCGAGCUCAACGUGCAGAAGACUGUGGACUACACAGGCGAGGCCAAGGCGCAGGUCCGCAAGACCCUGCAGUACAAGAAAAAGAACCCCUGCCGGACCAUCUGCUGCUUCUGCUGCCCGUGCCUCAACUAGCAGCUGGCCAGCGCCUCCAUCACCCACCCCUAGCAGUGGUCAGGUCCUCUGCACCGGGCUGAGAGGCUCCCAGCUCCUCAAAGAAACGAGAGGGUUUCAGGAACUGGAACCCAGCUGUCGCAUGGAAGGGCAGCUGAUACCUUCCGCAGGUUCUUGGGUACAGACAGAUCCCUAAUGUAGUUGUGAGACGUAUUGAAUGACACUGCCUCCUUUCCCUCCCACCCAAGGUCAAGGAACUGACGUUGGACCCGACUGUAGGGUCAAUGUCCAAAGCACACUUCCUAAUGAAGCUCAAGGAGGACUUGGAUUUUGCAGCCACUUAGAGAAUGAACUCAUCAUCAAAACUUAAAUUCGUUUGUCUUGUCCUGAAAGUCUUUUGGUUCUGUCCAAUUUCCAGUGAAAUUGAUCUUGGGAAAAAAUGGGCUUUCUUCAUUUCUGAGUCAUCUGAUUUAUGAUAUGUGAUUUGGGUCUAGAGGUAGACCUUUCUGCUCACCUUCCCUAUUAAUAGAACCAUGGUGAACACUUACUAUUUCUUUUUAUAUCUUCCACCAGAAUAUAUUUUGUGAUUAUUUUUCCAAAUAAUUUUAGGCAUUGAAUAUGGAAAAGCACUCAAAUAGAAGUAUAUAUCAGUCAUAUUUUAUGUAUUUUCACAGAUAACAUUUAUUGAUAACAUUUAUUUAAAAUUUACGUUUUUACUUGAUUGCCUAUACACAAUGUAUUUAAAUGUAAAAUACUAAUAUUCACUAACAUGUACAUAAUGACCAAAUGGCUUAACUUUACCUUGUAAAUAUGUAUAUAAAUAUUAACAAAAACACUUUUUCUGGCUUUUGAUGUUAGUUUGCUUGUUUUAUCUCCCUCCAGUCUGCUUCUUCAUAGUCCAAUUUGGGUCAAACUGUAUUUUGAAAGACUCUGCAUUGGUUAUGUUAGUAAAGACCAGUGUCAAAACUCAUAUAGAAACAGAGACGAUAAAAUUAUGUUCUUGAAAAUAGUACUUUUGUUUUGAUGGUAGACCAUUCCUUUUGUACAUUAAGAUAGAGUAAUGUAAAACUAAAUCAUUCUAUUUUUCAAGUCAACUUACAAACAGAACAUUAUAAAUAUCCCUUUUAUACAUUUGUACCUUCGCUAUUUAAAUCUUGGCUUACUUGUUCAAUUCUUAUUAAUUUUCCCCCACUAGGCUACUUGAGGCUACACCAUCUGGAUGGAACUCUGGGCAUAGGGAGAAAAAUGAUAAACUCAAAAGAAUUCACAUACUGGUGUCUUGCUUCUUCUCCUGAGUUACAAUAGUCUAGCAAAGUCGGCAGGUUUUAGAGAUUUGGUUUCAUUUGCCAUACUUCCUGUCUUUGUUUUGAGUCAACUCUUAACUCUUUUUACCCCUUACUUAAUACAGGAGCAAUUUCAGUCAGCAAUCAUAUUUCUCAGGUCCUCCAGAAGAUGAAAGUUUUGAAAGAGUAGAAUGUGAACUCUGUGGGGCUCACUGCCUGACUUGCUUAUGACCAGAUAAAUCUAGUCCCAUACUUAAUUUAAUUUCAUGGUUUAAACAUGAGAACUGUAGAAAUGCAGUCCCACCAGACUCUCCUCAGAUUUCUCUGUUUCUUUCUGGCUAACUCCAGGGGUAUGUUUCCCCUUUGACUUACUACCCUCUCCCUACAGCAAGGGAAAGUCUUCUUACAGUUCCAUUGUGGUAGUUUUCACUGUAGACAAAAAAAAAAAAAAAAAAAAAAAUUAUCAUAAAUGUCCCACAGGAAAGGACAGCUCACAAAUUGAACUUGUUUGAAACCUAACAUACCUAGCAUGAGAGAGGUUCUGGGUUGUAUCCCUAAUACCACAAAUAAAUAAAUAAAACUCAAAAUAAAAAAAAAAUAAACACUAAAAUAUUUUCUUUCUUUAGAAUCAUCAUAAAAUUUAAUGUUUUUAGGCUCUACAUUUUUAAAAUUCUUUAUUUGAACUUGGAGAAUUAGGUAAAGAUUUCACUUGACUGCACCAAGAGAAUAAGAAGACUGUCACCUAUGGAAAGGGAAGGCUUUUUCUUCUACCUGGUUAGUCACUGUUGUGGCAUGAUGUUAGUUAGGAUUUCAGCUUAUGGAUUCCAUGCUGAGGUUUAAAGCCUGACUCUGCCAUAUACUAGCUGUAUGACUUGGACACAUUAUUUAAGCCUCAGUUUCCUCAUCUGUACAACGGGAGUAUUAGCACCUACCUUAACAGAGCUGUUAUGAGAAGUAAAUGACUAAAAAUGUAAAAGUAUUGAAAACAGUGCCUGGCACAUGUUAAACGUUGUGUUACAUUUAUUGUUACAGAACUUUCUCUUCAACUGAGAGAGCUGUCAGUGACCCAAGUAAAUUAAUAGGUAUGAAGUUCGGAGGAAAAAAAAUAAUUUAUUCUUCUGUUAACAGUCUUCAACAAAAUGGAAUAAAGAACCUAAGAUCCU